Messenger RNA from Molossus molossus (Pallas's mastiff bat), 3566 nucleotides. It is a transcript of the gene MAPK1IP1L, whose product is annotated as mitogen-activated protein kinase 1 interacting protein 1 like. The transcript has 4 exons. The record is from RefSeq and is a predicted model, not a curated record. NCBI's taxonomy places the organism in Eukaryota, Metazoa, Chordata, Mammalia, Chiroptera, Molossidae. Bases 104 to 841 code for a protein of 245 amino acids.
CGUCGCUGCUGCUGUCAGCCUGCGCUUGGUACUUCAGCCCUUGGUUUCCUCGGACCCGUCGCUGCUUCUCGGCCUUGCUGCGGCCUCGGAUCUUGCCGGGAAAAUGUCUGAUGAAUUUUCGUUGGCAGAUGCGCUACCUGACCACUCUCCUGCCAAAACUUCUGCAGUGAGCAAUACAAAACCGACCCAGCCUCCUCAAGGCUGGCCAGGUUCCAACCCUUGGAAUAACCCAAGUGCUCCACCUUCUGUGCCAUCCGGACUCCCACCAAGUGCACCACCCUCCACUGUGCCUUUCGGACCAGCACCAGCAGGAAUGUAUCCCUCUGUGCCUCCCACUGGACCACCUCCAGGACCCCCAGCACCCUUUCCUCCUUCUGGACCAUCAUGCCCCCCACCCGGUGGUCCUUAUCCAGCCCCAACUGUGCCAGGUCCUGGCCCCACAGGGCCAUAUCCUACACCAAAUAUGCCCUUUCCAGAGCUUCCUCGACCAUAUGGUGCACCCACUGAUCCACCUGCAGCUGGUCCUUUAGGUCCAUGGGGAUCCAUGUCUUCUGGACCUUGGGCACCAGGAAUGGGAGGGCAGUAUCCUACCCCUAAUAUGCCAUAUCCAUCUCCAGGGCCAUAUCCUGCACCUCCUCCUCCCCAAGCACCAGGGGCAGCACCACCUGUUCCAUGGGGCACUGUUCCACCAGGAGCCUGGGGACCACCGGCACCAUAUCCUGCCCCUGCAGGAUCAUAUCCCACACCAGGACUCUAUCCCAGUCCCAAUAAUCCUUUUCAAGUGCCUUCAGGACCUUCUGGUGCUCCACCAAUGCCUGGUGGCCCCCAUUCUUACCAUUAAGUUAAUGGAUGAAGAGAUGACGCUUUGCUUUUUGAAGUACAUAUAUAUGCGCAUGAACGCAUAUAUAAAAAUUGCUGGUUUCACUAUUAGAGGGCAUUCAUGAAAGAACAACUCUUGCACCUCUCAGAAGAUAUCUGCCUCUUGUACUUGGAUGUAUAAUAUAUCAGAUGGAUACAAUCAGAUAAAAAUGUAAAAGUAAAUCAUUCAAAUGUGAUUUUUAUUCAGUUUUUAUGGAAAGUUAAAAUAAGUAUAUUGAAUAGCUCUUUGAUAUAAUUUGUUUAAAACAAAGUUCGGAUUUGUUUAAAUUAUGAAACUACACACUUAAAAAUCUAAGAUGAUGUGUGGAUUAUUGUUCGAAUCUGCAACCUCCUUGGCAAAUUAUUUCAAGUAUUUUUCUAUAAUCACUUUUUCCCUAAGUGAACACACUUUGAAAACAUUGUCAUAAUUUAAACAAAUGAUGCUUAUCAACAUCUUGAGCUGUUCUACCUAUAGAAUAAAUAAACCUAGUUCUCCUGAGGUUCUGUUUUGAAUAUACAUUUUAAAACUGGCAGCAAUUAUUGUCAGAUGUUGAGUUUAUUAGGCAGUGUUCAUUUUUAUCCUUGAGAUUUUAGUAAAAACUUUGAUUUUGAGUUCACCUGAUUUAUGUUACUUAGCCAAAUAGGUCAACCAGCUCUAAAAUCUGCCAUUUAUGGAAACUUUCUCCUUUUUAAUGCAGGCCAACAUGUAUGUAAACUAUGCUCUUAAAGAAUGGGUGAUCUCUGUAUUACCUUAGAAUAGAUUGGAUGUCCACAUUGCUUUGGGAAGAGCUCAAGGAAGGAAAUAAUUCUCUCCUUUGUCUUGAACCUCAAACUAGAGAAACCUUGGGAGUUGCAUCAUAGUGACAAGUAAUUUGCAAUCCCAUGAAUCACUGUUCCACCCAGAGCCUUCCUGGUAGCGCCUUUUCCCUCAGUUCUUUAGGAGCACAUCCCUUAAUUCCUCCCUGAUACGGAAAACUGGCACACUCUAGGGGUCUGUCAUAAACACGAUAUAGCGGUUAUGUUUAAAGAACCUUAGUCACACAGGCAUGACUAUUCUUUUUGUACAAGUGUGAUCAAAAAUUUGUAUCUGUCUUUCAGAGUCUGGUUAAGCUAUGUCAUUGUCUCUUGCAUAGUUUCCUGGAUCUGUUUGUAAAGUGCUAUGGUUUCAGUUCUGUAUUUGUUAACAGGUAAAUAGGUAGAAUUAAGUGCCAUCUUGAAAAUUAUUCUCUUACUUUAACACUGAAAAUAAUAAAUUGUAGAUCUCUGCAAUUGAGUUUAAAGAAGUGUGAUUGUAUUACUUAAAUAAUUGUUGUUUGUAACCAUCAAAAUAGUCUGAGUAGUUUUUUUGGCACCUUAUCUUUAAAUCAGAUUCUUAAUUUUGGGAUAGAACUGACUAUUUGUGAAAUAACAUUUUGAAACUUAAAAUAUAUCCGUUGGAUUACUAAAAUGUAUUGUGAAUUUCUUCACCAGUAUAGGACAGAUUUAUGCUAGCACUCUUGUUUUUGCUUAGAAAUAAAGUAUUUUAGUAGUUUAUUUCUCUUAUAGUUAAAAUGUCAAGAAUGCCAAAUGCUGCCAAUGUAAUGGUUUGAUAGCUACCUCCUUUUAAGAAAGCAAGAUGGUCACCUUUGGGAGUAACAUUCAGUGUUAAACCUCCCUUUUAUAAGUAGAUGAUAAAUUCAAGCUUCCAGAAUUGAAACUAAUUUGUUUAGAUAUUUUCAGAUAGUGAGUGUUAGUUUAUAAUAUAGUGGCUCAAAUGGUCUUUUUAUCUUUCACUUCCUUGCAAGGCCACGUGGCAGCUAUUUUACAACAUUGUUGGAGUCUGUUGCAAAGUAGCCUUCAAUUUACAAAGCAGAUAGCCCUAGAAGGUGUCAUAUCAUAAAUUAUCAGUCAGUAUUAUGUAAGCUAACCCUGGAGGCAUAAGAUGAUAGGAAAACUGAGAUGGCAGAGAAGGUAUCUUAUGCUUAUUUUGGUUGCCAUGCAUUAGGAUUAAGUCGACAACUCUGGCUUUAGGUGCGAUAUUUAAUGUAACACUAGGAAGGAUAAUGUUUAACUAAAAAGAGGUAGCCAUUUUGAGGGUCUGUAAUUGAGGAGCCCAUUUAUUACUGCAGAAAAUCUUUUGUUAAAGGAUUUGAGGGGCCAUGAACACAAGAUUUGGAAUUACUGUUCCCAGUAUGUUAAUUUUGCUAGUGGCCUAUACUGCUCAGUGUUCCCUAGACAAUACUGCUAUUUUAACCUUUGCUUUACAGUGACUUUCCAACUGAUAUUUGGAGGUUUUUUGUUUUGUUUUGUCUUAUGAAAAAUGGAAAUCAAAGGGAACAGAAUUUGCUUUUAUAUUUGUAAUUCUUUAGAGUCUAAUUUCUGAAAUUGGGAAAGGUGCCACAAUUCUCAAGGGUAUUCUGGGCAAUAAAUAUUUUUAGGUUCAGGGUGGAGUUAAAAUCGGACGUUUCAGUGGGGGAAACAUCUAAGGAAUAUUUCUUUUUACAAGGGAAUAAUUUACUUUAAAAAAUAAGUCAUUCUAGGCUAAGAUGAGUUUAUGGAAGACUACUUGUUACCAAGUAUUUAGUCAUAAGUGAAUAUGAAGUAUGGAAUACGCUGGCAUUUGGAUUUAAGAGCAAGAAUUUUUUAAUAUGUUUUUAUUGAUUUUUUUUUUAGGGAGAGAGAGAGAAACAUCGAUCUCUUCCUACCCCCCACCCCCCAAGGAUCUAGCC